This is a messenger RNA of Penicilliopsis zonata CBS 506.65, 1661 nucleotides long. RefSeq lists its product as hypothetical. The transcript has 2 exons. Gene Ontology annotation, biological process: conidium formation; sexual sporulation resulting in formation of a cellular spore; regulation of conidium formation. The record is from RefSeq and is a predicted model, not a curated record. The coding region runs from base 145 to 1650 and encodes 501 amino acids. Lineage: Eukaryota; Fungi; Ascomycota; Eurotiomycetes; Eurotiales; Aspergillaceae.
GUGGGUGGAAUGUCGAUGGCUCGUGUGUGUAUUCCGGAUAGGGCAAUCCCGGAGGCCGCAGUGCAUUAUCUUUAAGUACUGCGUAUAGAUACUAAACUCAAUUGUCCUCAGAUAUACCCAAGAAUACCCCAAGAAUACCCAGUUAUGGCGCGACCACCCUCUCAUCGUCCGCACCUCAGCGAGGCGACCACCAUCGUCGAAUCACCCGAAGAAGCCAAGAUAGACGAGCUCUCGGAGGGAUCCGAUGUAGAGGCCCAGAUAUCCAGAAAACCAUUUGCACACACCCGAUACGCUCUCUUAACCGUGUACCGGCGGCUGUUCGGGCUCGUCUUCCUCUCGAACCUAGGCGUGUUCAUCUACGUCCUGGCGACAAGACACCAGAACGAACUGAUCGCCUGCGUCAACGCCGCGGCGGCCAACCUGCUGGUCUGCGGUCUGGCACGGCACCCGCACGUCGUCAACGCCGUGUACAGCGUUCUCUCCGCCGUGCCGCGGAGGGCACCGCUGCGGCUGCGCCAUCUCGUCGCAAAGACAUACCAUUACGGCGGCGUGCAUUCCGGGUGCGGCGUCGCCUCGUUUCUCUGGUACGUCGGCUUCACGGCCAUCUUGACGACCCAGUACCUCCAGAACACCCUCGCCGUCUCCGUGGCCGUCGUGGUGGUCACAUAUCUCAUCCUCGUCGCCCUGUUGGCAAUCAUCCUAGCGGCGUACCCCGGUCUGCGAUCCAAGCGACACAACGUCUUCGAAUUCACCCAUCGGUUCUUGGGUUGGACGGUCGUUGCUCUCUUUGUCGUCCUGCUUCUUCUCUUCGCUCAUGAAUACACCGGUAGCAGUAGCAGCGAUAGCGGUAAGAACGAGGGUGAGGGUAAGAAUGAAGGUAAGAAUCAUAUGGGCGACUUUCUCCUUCAUCUCCCGGCAUUUUGGUUCCUCAUUCUCGCCGUGUUGGCCAUCGUACACCCAUGGCUGCUCCUGCGGAAGGUACAAGUCAGAGCAGAAUACCUCUCGCAACACGCCGUCCGGCUGCACUUCAACCAUACCUCGACCGGGUUUGCAAAGGGGAUCUCGGUUUCCAACCACCCCCUACGAGACUGGCAUGCGUUUGCGACGUUCCCGGACCUAGACGACCAGCCUGAAGGGGAUGAUGAUGAAGAAGAAGAAGAAGACAAAAAUAAGAAAUUCUCCUGUCUGGUUUCUCGAGCGGGGGACUGGACCACCUCCACGAUAGGAACCCCCCCACGCACCCUCUGGAAACGAGGCACGAUGCUCUAUGGGUUCGCCCAUCUGAUGAAAAUGUACGAGCGGGUGCUUCUCAUCACAACCGGGUCGGGGAUAGGUCCCUGUCUGGCCUUCCUGGGGGCGUCGGAGAGGGAGAGGCCUCUUCUCCGAGUUGUCUGGCAAACGCGUGCCCCGCUGGUGACGUACGGUCCGAAAAUCCUCGACCUGGUGCAUCGCUUGGAUUCCAAUCCUGUGAUUAUCGAUUCGGAUCGCAAGGGGAAGAGAGUUGAUGUGCUCCCUUUGGCGAGAAAACUCAUCAGUCAGUUUGACGCCGAUGCCGUCUGUGUGAUUAGCAACCCACGCCUGACGAGGAAAAUCGUCUUUGAGCUCGAGGCCACUGGCGUGGCUGCCUACGGGCCUAUUUUUGAUUCUUGAUAUAUGCCAUG